Molecule: messenger RNA, 652 nt
Organism: Eurytemora carolleeae
Lineage: Eukaryota; Metazoa; Arthropoda; Copepoda; Calanoida; Temoridae
Exons: 10
Biological process (GO): calcium ion import across plasma membrane
Cellular component (GO): membrane
Molecular function (GO): calcium channel activity
Source: RefSeq, a predicted model, not a curated record
CAUAAGAAGGGGCCAGGAGGUUUAUAGUUAAAGAAUGAUAUCUCAGAUUUGAAGAUGUUAAUCGAUUACUGAUAAGUGGAAUUUCUAGGAGAUGGGGUCUGUAUUGGAUAAACUGCUGGGUGAAGAGGAAGGAGGUGGAGAUGCUGCUGUUAAAAGACAAGCUGAAGGUUUCUCUAAUCCUAUGUAUGGGCUGGCCAAUCUGAUAGGACAGGGACUGCUGGUAGACUUGAGCAAGAAAGCAAUGAUCACAGGAAACUACAAGGAAUUAGAUGAUGCGAUACGAAUGAAAAUUCCUAAAUACCUCUACAACAACGGAAAGGGUAAAUGGAUACAUUGCGCACAUCUGGCUUGUCUCAGGAAUCGGGAUCGAUCCAAGCGAAAACAAUUUCCCGAAAUUUUGGGACUUGGAGAAGAAUCCUUUAGUUUUAAGUUUGAAGACUCCGAGUUACUGCAGCGAAUGAUAGGAGAUGAUACUCCUGAAAAUAGUCCUGAAAAAUAUACACUACAUGCCUGGGAUGUUGAAUGUCGAGGAGCUGUUGGUGAAACAGUUUUUCAUGUUUGUUUUCUCAUGGGAACCCCAGUUCAUCUUCAUCUUGCUAAACGAUUGCUUAAGCAUUACCCUCUUCUUCUGAACGACAUCUAUUUAUCUGAG